AAAAACCGGAGGCCGGUCUUCGCGGGUCGCACAUCGCUCCGGGAGUGAGGAGGUGUAAGUCAAGCGGGAACACUAAAAAUGAAGCCCCUGCUUUUUUGUUUUGCCGGCCUGGCCAUCCUGAGCUUCGCCUUCGCUGCUCCUGCUGCAGAAGGAGAUAAGAAGGAAGCCAAGGAGGAGGCCAAGGCUGAAGGAGACAAGGACGUUGAAGGUCGCAUUGGAUUCGGUGGCGGUCCCUACGGAGGAGGAUUUGGCGGCUACGGCAGCGGGUUCAACCAGGGAGGUAGCUUCAACCAAGGAGCAUUCGGCAACCGCUACGGACAAGGGGGUUUGGGAUACAACACAGGCGGAUCCAACCGCAGGGUUUACGGCAACCAGCAGACCUACGGUGAUCGCGACAGCUUCGGUCUGAGCAGCAACCAAGGUGGAAGCUCCGCAUUCGGACAAGGAAGCUUCGGGAACCGUUACAAUUCUCAAGCCGGUGGGCUAGGUGGACAAGGUUACGGAUACCAGCAGGGCUUCUACGGAUAGGCGAGUCCAUUCUGUCUCGUCCACGUCCGCACUCGGUGUCCUCGACAUUGAACAGAAGUCUUCCCGAAGACACUUCCACCAAACUGUACAUAUACUGCCAGAUGGUUCAUUAAAAGUUAAUUUAUUGAAGUA
Ornithodoros turicata is the source of this 660-nucleotide messenger RNA. Its product is annotated as keratin, type II cytoskeletal 1-like. NCBI's taxonomy places the organism in Eukaryota, Metazoa, Arthropoda, Arachnida, Ixodida, Argasidae. The transcript has 2 exons. Bases 79 to 528 code for a protein of 149 amino acids. The record is from RefSeq and is a predicted model, not a curated record.